AUGGUUUCGCUCCCAUACAGUCUGGAACUCCGUCAAACAGUGGAGUAUCCGCAAGUUGCCAGCAAGCAUAAUCAGUGCACCGAACUAUCCACUGCUUUUGGAUCAGCCUUCCAUUAUCCCGGUAACGACAGCUUCAGGAUCUGGGAUGCGAAACAACAGGAAGUUCGCCCAGCUUGCCGGGUCGAGCCAUCCACAGCAUUGGAGGUGUCCCGGGUACUCGAGAUUCUUGUACACCACUGGUGUUACUUUUCGGUUAAGGGUGGUGGUCACUCGCGGAAUCCUGGGGACUCUAAUUCCGUAGGUGGUGUUACCGUGGACCUGGACCGCAUGACACAAGUCAACAUACUAGAGCCUGGUAACAGGGCGCGGGUUGGAGGUGGUGCAACCUCUUACCAGGUGUACGAAGCUCUGGAUGCUCAUAAUUUGUCCUUUGUUGGUGGAAGAGUCGGCACAGUCGGUGUUGGCGGAUUUACACUGGGCGGCGGGACAUCGCCAUUCUCGAACAAGUAUGGCUGGGCAUUGGAUAAUGUUUAUGAAUAUGAGGUGGUCCUUGCAAACGGUACAAUCGUCAACGCCAAUGAGACUCACAAUCAUGAUCUAUACUUCGCACUCAGAGGUGGUGGGAAUAAUUUUGGGAUUGUGACAGCCUUCACCGUCCGUACUUUCGGCCAGGGUCCUGUCUCUACGACUACAACAACCUAUUCCCGGAAUCAAACUGAACAGGUCCUCGACCAGGUUUAUGAGCUUUUCACCGAUAAAACUCUGACUAGCGAUCCAGAGAUGGGCUACGAUAUGUACUAUACAUAUGCCUCACAGGAUGACAGUUUCAUUCUAUCAGGCACCCAACGCUAUGGGAAGCCAGUGCGGAACCCAGCUGUAUUUAAGGCUAUUGAUCAGAUACCGACGGCAACAAGAAGCACCACCAUAUCGAACAUGGGUAACCUGACUCGUGAUUCUGGACCAUUGGGUACCACAAGACACCUAUUCGCCACCCUAACCGUGUUACCCUCCCGUCCUCUUCUCACUCAAGCAGUCAAGAUUUUCGAACAAGAAGUUCGGGCGAUCAAAUCAGUGGAUGGCUUGGUACCCAAUCUCAUUUCCUACGCAAUUUCACGAACCGCAAUUGCAGCCAUGAACCAAAGAGGAGGCAAUUCGCUCGGUAUCCAAGGGGAGCAACCUCUCUUUCUCGUCUUGAUUUCUACUGCUUGGUCUGAUGCCAGUGGAGAUGCCGCUGUUAACACAAUGACGGAGAAUACCGUUCGCAGAAUCAGGGAAGCGGCUGAGACUCUCGAUGUUGCGCACCCCUUCCUUUAUAUAAAUUAUGCAUCAGCAGCACAGGCAUCAGAGGUGUUUGCAGGUUACGGGACAGAGAAUAUGCAGAAAUUGAGAGAUAUUCAAGGGGCAGUUGAUCCCCGUGGUGUCUUCACCUCGCGGGGUUUGUGGAGUGGAUUUGCGAAGUUGCUGUGAUGUCUUUAUUAUUGGGAUUUACGGAGCGGAUCCAGAAUCUGCCAUUUGGAUAGUUUACCGAAUCUUGUGGC
Messenger RNA from Aspergillus pseudotamarii, 1538 nucleotides. Its product is annotated as FAD-binding oxidoreductase. The record is from RefSeq and is a predicted model, not a curated record. Bases 1 to 1467 code for a protein of 488 amino acids. The transcript is spliced from 5 exons. Lineage: Eukaryota; Fungi; Ascomycota; Eurotiomycetes; Eurotiales; Aspergillaceae. Gene Ontology annotation, molecular function: FAD binding.